GUUUUUUUGAAUAAGAUUCAUUUUUGGUUUCGUUAAUUGGUUUACUUGAAAUAAUUGUUAUCGGAUCAAAAUACAUUAAUUUUUUUAAUUUAUUCGAACAAUAUUUAGACCUGACAUUCAAAUCUGCAUUGUACGGGCUAUCUGACAUAGGAAAUACGAUUUUUAUUUAAAUAUCCGAGAUCUCGUAAGGAGCAUAAAUACUGUUUAUUUUUUUUAUAAAAUUGAAAGUUUAAGUCACCUACAAUUUAGAAUAAUUCACUCAAAAAAACCGUGAACAAAAUUGUAAAAGUUAUAGUAAAUUGAUAACAGCAUUAGAUAAGAAACACGUAAAAAAACUGGUCGCAAGUAAAAUUUUUCCAGUCACAGCAAAGCUAGAGCCUGAACAUGAUGGUUGAGAAUGAUAUUUAUCAACGAUAUGCUGUAAAUGGAUCAUUGUUUCAAUUUUCUGAAUAAGGCGGGAAUCGAACCCCGAUCUUUGUAGUAAAGGACAAAGCUUCUACCCACAGGGCUACUGUAGCAAAUGUCGUUAGCGGUACUGUUGAUCAUACACAAACGCCUCUAGUAUCUAAGAAUUCAACUACGAAUCGGUAGAGUCGAAGGAAUACAUAUACGAAUGAAUAUUAUACGAAAAUUUUGUUUUUUUGUGUGAUGCAAUAAUACGGGCUGUUACAACCCUAAGGAAAGUACUGUGGAGUAUAAAUUUUAUUUGUGCACAAGUCUUGGAAAAAAGAGUCAAGAUGUCAACCCUAAAAUGCACGUCGUGCGGUAGCACAGAUAUUGAAACAGGAGCCCACACUGUUUGUACGGGAUGUGGUGUGGUCCUGGAGGACCAAGUCAUUGUUAACGAAAUGACAUUUGACGAGAGUCCAUCGGGGCACAUCAUGGCUAGUGGCACAUUUGUAUCAAGUGAUAGUACUGGUGCUGCUAGUAGUUUCAAUGCAGGGCUAAUGAUGGGUGGAAAAGAAUCCAAAGAAAUAACUUUACUAAACGCAAAAAGAGGAAUCACACGAAUUUGUCAAAAAUUACAGCUACAACCGAGUAUUAUUGAUUCAGCAGUCAACUAUUACAGAAUGGUUCUACAAAAAAACUUGACAAGGGGAAGGAAGCAACAAAUCAAUCAUGCUGCGUGUAUUUAUAUAGCAUUAAGACAUGAAAAAUCAGAGUUGUUGCUGAUUGACCUUAGUGAUGUUGUGGGGGUCUGCGUUCAUGAAUUAGGAAGAACAUAUAUGAAGUUCGCAAAAGAAUUAUGUCAAAAUCUGCCAUCAAUGGAUCCUCUUUUUUUUAUCUAUCGAUUUUCUGGACAAUUAGAAUUGGGAACAGAACGAGACAAGGUAUCAGAGACUGCAAUGCGCAUAGUGAGAAGAAUGAAACAGGAUUUUAUCCACACCGGUCGUAGGCCAUCUGGUCUUUGCGGAGCCGCUUUAUUAAUGGCUGCCAGAUUGCACGAAUUUAACCGAACUCCAAGUGAUAUUGUUAAAAUCGUCAAGAUUCAUGAAUCGACCCUUCGUAAAAGAUUACUCGAAUUCGGUGAAACUGAUUCGGGCGAUUUGACUUUGGAACAAUUCAUGACAAUUAACGUAGAAUCAGAAGCGGAUCCGCCAUCAUUUAAAGCAUCAAGAAAAAAGGACAGAGAGCGAUUGCAAAAGCUAAAUGUAGAGGAUAUGAAUCAGGAACUUUCAGGACUUCAAGCCGAAAUUGAUCGAGAGCUGGAAAAAUCGAAAAAAAUCAAAUCUCGAAAACAUUCCUUAUCGAUAGAAGAAUCGGCAGAUCUAUUUGUGAAAGAACAAAAUUUAAACGUACUUGGAGAAAUAGUCAUAAACGAUAUCGAUGAAUCUGUCGAAGGGAUUAGUGAACAGCCGGAAAAAGUACUAGAAACUGGCCUCGGCCCCGAUAUCGCUGCAAUGGGUUUAGACAGACCAUUUUACACAGAUGAGGCAAACAAAGAUUCAGAGAAAUGUCCAUUUGAAGAAAUGGAAGAAGGAGAAAUUGAUAUAACAGACAUCGAUGAUGCAGAAUUAGAUAACUACAUAAUGUCAGAAAAAGAAGCUGAAUUCAAAAGUUCACUGUGGCAUAGAGUAAAUGAAAAAUAUUUAAAAGAACAGCAAGAAAAAGAAGAGCAACGUCAAAGAGAUAUUGAAGAAGGUAAACCAGAAAAGAAAAGAAGAAGAACUACUAAAAAAAAGAAAAAUCAAACUACGGCUAACAGUGCUGGUGAAGCCAUAGAAAAAAUGUUAUUCGAAAAAAAAAUUUCAACAAAAAUUAACUAUGAAGUAUUAAAAAAUCUAAAUAGCGAAGUUAAUGCAUUCAUUGAUAAAAAUCAAACAGUUGAAGAUGUUGAAUUUGUCGCACCAGAGGCGAAUAUGUCUCCGAAAAAAGGAACUCCAAAAAUAAUUGACAAUAAGAUAGUUUCAAGUAUUAAAAUUCCUUCGAGAAAACGUAAAGCAUCCUCAUCAUCAGACGAAUGUACUCCUGUUACUUUCUGUAAUGGAAUGCCUUCACCAGGAACACCGGAGAAAGAAAUCGUUGAAGAAGACGAAGAUGGUGAUUAUUUGGAUGAUGAAGCCGAAGAAGAGGCAGAUGGCGAAGAUGGCGAAGAAAUAGGCAUCGGUCACCUUCUUCGACAGAAUGAUGAAGGAGACGAUGAUAAUGAUUACGAUGAUGGAUCUGAUUAUGGAGAGGAGUAUGAUUAGUGUAUUUAUUCGUUAUAAUGAACAAACCUAAACUAAGAAUCUAUAUGUUUUAUUACAAAAAUUUUGAUAUCUGCAACGUAAAUAUUGUAGUUAAAUUUUGUUGAUUGGUACUUAAAAGACUGAUUUUGUAACUACGAGAAGUUUCAAAACUUUAAUAUUAAGAGCAUUAUUCACGGGAAAUUUAUUUUUAAUAUUGACUGUUUAUAAGUUAUAUCAUUAUAAAGUUAAUACCAAAUUUGUAAUUCCUGUGUAUUCAUCACAUUGUAAUUAGAUUUUAUUUUUAUCUUCGCAUUCAGUGCUAUGAAUGCAUUUCCAGUUAUGCGCAGUCACUAAUUAGUUAUGUUGUCAUUGAUAAUGUUAUCAAUAUAAAGUUGAAAAUAAUGAAAUAAAAUUCUUUCGAAAAAAA
This is a messenger RNA of Trichogramma pretiosum, 3096 nucleotides long. It is a transcript of the gene Brf, whose product is annotated as transcription factor IIIB 90 kDa subunit. Lineage: Eukaryota; Metazoa; Arthropoda; Insecta; Hymenoptera; Trichogrammatidae. The transcript is spliced from 14 exons. Gene Ontology annotation, biological process: DNA-templated transcription initiation; transcription by RNA polymerase III; transcription preinitiation complex assembly. Gene Ontology annotation, cellular component: transcription factor TFIIIB complex; transcription preinitiation complex; nucleus. Gene Ontology annotation, molecular function: RNA polymerase III general transcription initiation factor activity; TBP-class protein binding; RNA polymerase III type 3 promoter sequence-specific DNA binding. The record is from RefSeq and is a predicted model, not a curated record. The coding region runs from base 738 to 2690 and encodes 650 amino acids.